Molecule: messenger RNA, 762 nt
Organism: Macroventuria anomochaeta
Lineage: Eukaryota; Fungi; Ascomycota; Dothideomycetes; Pleosporales; Didymellaceae
Exons: 3
Coding region: 311-730 (139 amino acids)
Source: RefSeq, a predicted model, not a curated record
AUUAGCCCUGCAUCACAGGGUGUCAGGUAACAAUCAGACCGCCAUACCAAGAGCUUGUUAACGUCUCCUGCCCUCAUAUUAACUUCACGAUCCGCGUCCAUACGCCACAUCACGACCCAGAAUUGGAGGAGCAAAGAAAUCCAAAAUAUCAGUAGCAGGCGCAUCACCGGUAGUAUGGGUUGCAGUCAGUCGUCCGCCAACGGCUCCUCGAGCGGGAAUAACACGAACUGCACAAACUGCAAGAAUUGCAGCAAUUGCAGCAAUUGCACCGACUGCACAGGUAGGUGGGCUCUCUUCAUCAUCCAUUCUCAUGAUCUCGCUGUCACUUUCUCCAUGUUAUUCUCUCCAUUCCAGUUCUUGUGGAAGUCAUCACAUCGUUGCAAGGAACUCCUGCCGUCCUCAGUUCCGGUCAUGCACGCACGCUUCGCCACACGAAGCUGAGAUCACAGACUGCUUGUCGUGCUCGAGCUGCACGGCCUGCUACGACUGCGAGAGGUGCAACAGCUGCACGAGCAUCAACGGCUGCUACGAUUGUCGCAAUUGCACGGAGUGCGACGGCAAUGAUGGAUGUCGAAGCUGCACGGACUGCACAGACUGCACCAACUGCCGAAACUGCACAUCCUGUACCGACUGCACAAACGAGCAGAACAGCACGAACUGCACGGGAUGCACCGGCGGGAGCAACAAUACAAACUGUACUGAUUGCGCCGCCGCCGUACAGUGUGGUUGAGAAGUAUUAGACCUCAAGACUGCGACUGAUGG